UCGAAUUGCAGGUCCAAAUCAUUAUCCUCUUUGGCUUGCCUCCUACCUUUCGGGUGGCCAGCAGGCAUCGUUCUCUUCUAUCUGGACAAAUCCUCUUCCGCGUGAACCAGAACGCCUGCACACUUCUGGAAACCGGCUAAGGGAUUCCUGGCUGUAGAAUAAGUAAGUUCCAAAAAAGAACUUGAUAUAUUUUAUUGUUGUGAACAGAAACUGAGGUUAAACGGCCGCCCAAGCUGGUUUGACGGAGCUUCACAGGAUAGAAAACUCUCAAGGCAGCGGCAACAGUAGGCGGAUUAACCGGUAGCGGCCGCCAGCGGCCCAUGGAGGAGGAAUCCCACUGCCCGCUCCGGUGGGAGAGCACGGGCGACCAGUGGUGGUACGCCACGCCGAUCGACUGGGCGGCCGCGAGCGGCCACUACGACGUCGUCAGGGAGCUGCUCCACCUGGACGCCAACCUCCUCAUCAAGCUCACCUCCCUGCGCCGCAUCCGCCGCCUCGAGUCCGUCUGGGACGACGACAUGCGCUUCGCCGACGCCGCCACCAACCGCGCCUCCGUCGCCCGCUGCCUGCUCCUCGACUGCGAGUCCCGCGCUCGGCCCGGGGGGAACCGCCUCAUCCGGGCCGGCUACGGCGGCUGGCUGCUCUACACGGCGGCCGCGGCCGGGGACGCGGGGUUCGUGCGGGAGCUCCUCGGGAGGCAGCCCCUGCUGGUGUUCGGCGAGGGUGAGUACGGCGUGACCGACGUCCUCUACGCCGCCGCCAGGAGCAGGCGCCCGGAGGUGUUCCGGAUGUUGCUCAACGCGGUGCUGUCUCCGGCCGGAGAAGACGGAGCUGGUGAUUUGGGAGGUGCUCCUUCUGGUGCCACUCGUGGGGGAUACAUGUUCAGGCGCGAGAUGAUGAACCGGGCAAUGCACGCCGCGGCGAGGGGCGGCGACCUGGAGGUCCUCAGGGAGCUCCUGCAGGGUUGCUCCGAUGCCGCUGCGUACCAGGACGCGCAGGGCGCCACCAUCUUGCAUGCUGCGGCUGCAAGGGGCCAAAUUGAGGUCGUGAAGUAUCUGAUUGUCGCUUUCGACAUCGUCAACUCUGUAGACGACCAAGGGAAUACAGCGUUGCAUAUAGCAGCAUUCCGAGGUCACUUACCGGUGGUCGAAGCCCUGAUGACUGCAUCACCAUCACUUGUAUCAGCUAGAAAUGAAGUUGGUGACACGUUCCUCCAUAUGGCACUGACUGGCUUCAGAACUCUCGGCUUCCGAAGGCUUGAUCGUCAGAUGGAGCUCACGAAGCAUCUGGUCGCUGGAUCAAUCAUGGAUGUCAGCGAUGUCAUCAACGUGCAAAACGACGAUGGAAGGACCGUUCUUCACCUGGCAGUGGUUGGUAAUCUGCACUCCAGCCUCGUUGAGCUCCUGAUGACCGUGCCAUCGAUCGAACUGAACGUCCGCGACAGCAACGGCAUGACUCCUCUGGAUUUACUGAGGAAACAGCCGCAGACAGCAUCAUCCGAGAUACUCAUCAAGGAGCUGAUUCUGGCCGGCGGGAUCUCGAACUCGAGGGAUCACGAGACGAGGUCCGCCAUUGCUUCCCAACUGAAGAUGCACCACAUUGUGGGCAGCCCGGGGACUUCUUUCAGAAUCUCAGACGCUGAGAUUUUCCUCCAUGCGGGUAUCGAUGCGUCAGGCGUCAGUGAAAGAACGAGAACGAGAACAAGAACGACCUCAUUCUCUAGUGUGGGCAAGAGUGCUGAACUUGGAACCCUGGGGCCUGGUCUUAAGAGGCUGAAUUCCAUGCAGAGCGCGGCAAGGCAUCUCAAGGUCCUGCUCAGAUGGCCGCUUCGCAAGGGGAAGAAAUCACCCGGCAGCCCUAAGGAAUCGGACGACGACGCCUCCUCGGUGGAUUCCGUCAAGAGCUGGAGCCAUGUGGAGACCACCCCGACACCGUUGAGGCAGAGGUACUCCAAGGUGAGCUCCCUGUUCGGCAACAAGCGAACCUUGGCAAGCCCAUCAAUGAAGAUGAGGUCUGGAGCUGAUCACACACUGCCUGAAUCCCCUUCGGCUUCGGCCUCCUGGUCUUCGUCGUCGUUGAUCGACAAGAUCGAAGCAGUCCAUCUGGACAAAGACAAACCAUCACCCAAUGCCAGUGCGGUGAUCAGGCACACACCAAAGAAAUAUGGAUCUCUGAAUAGUAGACUUAUGAACCAGUACCUCGGCACUGGAGCGCAAUUGCAGGAUUCAACCUCGGGGCAGCGGUCGAGACGAUCGCUUCUGUCAGUAGUCUGAUCAAAUGAUUUAGAUGAUGCCACUCAAAUUUGACACCGCUUGUUUCCCUUGAUUCGAUGCUUAAAAGUUACAGCUACUUUGGUAGCACCAGACAGACGACUUCAAUCACAGUCCUCAUUGUUUGAGUCCAUGUGGUGUUACUGAUGAGGCCGAGAUAGCUAAUCAUAUCUACUAAGUUACUAAUAUAAUGCGGUUACCAUGUUAGUGUGCCUUCUGUGGGCUGGUAAGUGUAACUGAGAGCAUGAUUUAGAAAUGAAUGAAUCAUACAGUUAAUUACCAAA
Messenger RNA from Aegilops tauschii subsp. strangulata, 2554 nucleotides. RefSeq lists its product as uncharacterized. Gene Ontology annotation, molecular function: protein binding. Lineage: Eukaryota; Viridiplantae; Streptophyta; Magnoliopsida; Poales; Poaceae. The record is from RefSeq and is a predicted model, not a curated record.